GAGGUGGGGAUUUGGGGGUAAAACUGGACAGAAACUGGCGUGCUAGGCAAACGGGAGCCGCUGACUCGCUCUCUGCAGAGACUCGGGGACAGGGCCGGGCUCCGAAGGUGUGGGACCCCAGAAGGAGCUGCUGAAGGCGGGACCAAGGGCUACAGGGAGGUUUGCUGGAGUCCAGAUGGUGAAAGUGCGCUCUGGGGGUCGCCCCAGCUUGGCCCUCCCCCCGCCAUCUGGAGCACCCUUCGCCAGUGAGUCCCCUCCGAGUUCCCUUUCUAGGGCAAAAUAGCAAGGUGAAGCCGAAGUCACAACGUUUCACCGGCGAGGUUCUCUUCCCAGCAGCCUUUGGGAAGCAUCCCCCUGUUUCGGGAAUGUGGCAUUCGGGCCAAUCAUGUGGGUGAUGGAGCCCGUCUCAGGAUUAGGUUGCUAAAGGCCGAACUCCUAACAGCAGUCUCUGUGGCGGGUAGUCACUUGCCUCUUACUCGCUCACAGUGCUUGACUUCCUAAUUAAGUUUUCUGUUGUUCCUGCCUUCUAUCCAAAUAUGAAAGAUUCUGGAACCAGAUUGGUUAAUCCUGUUAUUUGAAGAAGGGAAGCUGGGAAAUAGGAGUAAUGAUCCCCACACCUAUAUAAGAAAGCAGUUUGCUAAGGUUACUUUGCAGCUUGCCUGGUCACUCCCGUGAUCUAACCCUGUAGGGAGGUAGAGUAGGGGAUGUUGCUCUAUUUCUCCGUGGGAGUUUGAGGCUCAAAGAGGUUUAUGCGACUUGGCAAAGCCAAAACUAGAACCUGGUCCCAGAUGCCUUUCCUGUUUGUUUCCUUCCACUCAUCGCAUCACCCCAGGAUCCCCACUCCCUUCACUGGGACUGCAUCCUCGCCGCCUGGGGUGUGCUAUGCUGUCUCCGGUCAGUCACUCCUAGCGAGCUCCCUGGGGCUGCUUGGGGAGCUCUGAGUGACCCACAGAAGUGAGAGCGCUUCGUAGGAACAAAGGAGGAAGGAACAAAAGUGGGCACCUGCUCUGUACAAAGGGCUGUGCUGGCGGGGUUCCUAUUCUCCAUUAUGGGAGGUGAGGGGCAGGAUCCCGGAUAUGUUCUUAGCAGACUGCCUCAGGGCCUGGAGAGACCAGGGACCACGCAGCCCUUCUCCAGCUUGUCCUUUCCCAACGGGCAGCAGUCAGGACCAGGGCAUUUGUCUGCCCUCAUGUUCUCUCUGUUUUAAGCAUUUGCAGGACCAGGGAUGCUGUGCUGCUGGGAACCAGUCCCCAAGUCUCUGCUGCAGCCCUUUCUGAACCUCUGACUGUCUGGAUGCUCCACUGUGCUCCUUGCCAAGGUGGGUCAUCACAGCCUGCUGAGUCUUUAAAGCUCCUCCGGCCCCCACCAAGGGAUGAAGUGCGUCUUGGUGGCCACUGAGGGUGCAGAGGUCCUCUUCUACUGGACAGAUGACGAGUUUGAAGAGAGUCUCCGGCUGAAGUUCGGGCAGUCAGAGAAUGAGGAAGAAGAGCUCCCUGCCCUGGAGGACCAGCUCAGCACCCUCCUAGCCCCGGUCAUCAUCUCCUCCAUGACGAUGCUGGAGAAGCUCUCAGACACCUACACCUGCUUCUCCACAGAAAACGGCAACUCCCUGUAUGUCCUUCACCUGUUUGGAGAAUGCCUGUUCAUUGCCAUCAAUGGCGACCACACUGAGAGCGAGGGCGACCUGCGGCGGAAGCUAUACGUGCUCAAGUACCUGUUCGAAGUGCACUUCGGGCUGGUGACUGUGGACGGUCAGCUUAUCCGAAAGGAGCUGCGGCCCCCAGACCUGGGGCAGCGUGUCCAGCUGUGGGAGCACUUCCAGAGCCUGCUGUGGACCUACAGCCGCCUGCGGGAGCAGGAGCAGUGCUUCGCCGUUGAGGCCCUGGAGCGGCUGAUUCACCCCCAGCUCUGUGAGCUGUGCAUAGAGGCACUGGAGCGGCACGUCAUCCAGGCUGUCAACACCAGCUCAGAGCGGGGCGGCGAGGAGGCCCUGCAUGCCUUCCUGCUCGUGCAUUCCAAGCUGCUGGCAUUCUACUCUAGCCACAGUGCCAGCUCCCUGCGCCCGGCCGACCUGCUCGUCCUCAUCCUCCUGGUUCAGGACCUCUACCCCAGCGAGAACACAGUGGAGGAUGACACUCAGCCUUCCCCACGGAGGGCCCGGAGCAGCCAGAACAUCCCCGUGCAGCAGGCGUGGAGCCCUCACUCCACAGGCCCAACCAGGGGGAGCUCUGCAGAGACGGAGACAGACAGCUUCUCCCUCCCUGAGGAGUACUUCACACCAGCUCCUUCCCCUGGUGAUCAGAGCUCAGGUAGCACCAUCUGGCUGGAGGGGGGCACCCCACCCAUGGAAGCCCUUCAGAUAGCGGAGGACACCCUCCAAACGCUGGUUCCCCACUGCCCUGCGCCUUCCAGCCCCAGAAGGAUCUUCCUGGAUGCCAACGUGAAGGAAAGCUACUGCCCCCUAGUGCCCCACACCAUGUACUGCCUGCCCCUGUGGCCGGGCAUCAACCUGGUGCUCCUGACCAGGAGCCCCAGCGCGCCUCUGGCCCUGGUCCUGUCCCAGCUGAUGGAUGGCUUCGCCAUGCUGGAGAAGAAGCUGAAGGAAGGGCCGGAGGCUGGGGCCUCCCUGCGCUCCCAGCCCCUUGUGGGAGACCUGCGCCAGAGGAUGGACAAGUUUGUCAAGAAUCGAGGGGCACAGGAGAUUCAGAGCACCUGGCUGGAGUUUAAGGCCAAGGCUUUCUCCAAAAGUGAGCCCGGAUCCUCCUCCGAGCUGCUCCAGGCAUGUGGGAAGCUGAAGCGGCAGCUCUGCGCCAUCUACCGGCUGAACUUCCUGACCACAGCCCCCAACAGGGGAGGCCCACACCUGCCUCAGCACCUGCAGGACCAAGUGCAGAGGCUCAUGCGGGAGAAGCUGACGGACUGGAAGGACUUCUUGCUGGUGAAGAGCAGGAGGAACAUCACCAUGGUGUCCUACCUAGAAGACUUCCCAGGCUUGGUGCACUUCAUCUACGUGGACCGCACAACCGGGCAGAUGGUGGCGCCUUCCCUCAACUGCAGUGAAAAGACCUCGUCCGAGUUAGGCAAGGGGCCGCUGGCUGCCUUUGUCAAAACCAAGGUCUGGUCUCUGAUCCAGCUGGCGCGCAGAUACCUGCAGAAGGGCUACACCACACUGCUGUUCCAGGAGGGCGAUUUCUACUGCUCCUACUUCCUGUGGUUCGAGAAUGACAUGGGGUACAAACUCCAGAUGAUCGAGGUGCCCGUCCUCUCCGAUGACUCGGUGCCUAUUGGCAUGCUGGGAGGAGACUACUACAGGAAGCUCCUGCGCUACUACAGCAAGAACCGCCCGGCCGAGGCUGUCAGGUGCUACGAGCUGCUGGCCCUGCACCUGUCUGUCAUCCCCACUGACCUGCUGGUGCAGCAGGCCGGCCAGCUGGCCCGGCGCCUCUGGGAGGCCUCCCGUAUCCCCCUGCUCUAGGCCAAGGUGGCUGCAGUCUGCUUUUGCACCCCGUCCUCCAGCUGCUCUUGCUUGCCACUGUUCCCCAUGGCAAGAGCCUGCUGUCUGCAGUGGCCGUCCUGAGGAUGGGGCAGAAUGCCCAGGGUGGCCCCAGGGUUUCUAAAACCCCACCUAGACCACCCUCCAUGUGGGGUAUGUGCAAGGCCCCAGAUCCUUCUCUCUGGAGGAAGAGGGAAGCCCAGGGGUCCAGUUUGUCUUCGUAAAACAAAAGUGGCAGCAGCUCCUCUUCCAGAGCUGCCUCUGCCUUAUCCUGGGAGAUGGGGAGGGAGCCCACCCGGCAAGCUCUCUCCUACCCCAGGUAAAAGGUGCUCCUUUGCCUGGGUCUGAAUUCCAGCCCUGCCACUUCCUGUCUGCAUCUCCCGGAAAGUUUCUUCUAUUCCUCACAUUUAAAGCGAUGGCACCUCCCUCCCAGGGUGGUGUGAGGGUUACCCAAUGCGGUAGGUGCUCAAUAAAUGUUGGUCAUUGUUAUCACUGAA
Messenger RNA from Macaca mulatta (Rhesus monkey), 3990 nucleotides. Lineage: Eukaryota; Metazoa; Chordata; Mammalia; Primates; Cercopithecidae. The record is from RefSeq and is a predicted model, not a curated record.